Molecule: messenger RNA, 810 nt
Organism: Globicephala melas (long-finned pilot whale)
Lineage: Eukaryota; Metazoa; Chordata; Mammalia; Artiodactyla; Delphinidae
Gene: PSMA8
Product: proteasome 20S subunit alpha 8
Biological process (GO): ubiquitin-dependent protein catabolic process; proteasomal protein catabolic process
Cellular component (GO): nucleus; proteasome core complex, alpha-subunit complex; proteasome core complex
Source: RefSeq, a predicted model, not a curated record
AUGGCGUCUCAGUAUGACCGGGCAAUUACUGUCUUCUCCCCGGACGGACACCUACUCCAAGUGGAAUAUGCCCAGGAAGCGGUAAAGAAAGGAUCCACCGUGGUUGGAAUUCGAGGUGCUGAUAUAGUUGUGCUUGGGGUCGAAAAAAAAUCUGUUGCGAAGCUUCAAGAUGAAAGAAUUGUGAGGAAAAUUUGUGCCCUUGAUGACCAUGUCUGCAUGGCUUUUGCUGUAUCGACUACUUUUAUAGGACUGACUGCUGAUGCAAGAGUAGUAAUAAGCAGAGCUCGUGUGGAGUGCCAGAGUCAUAAGCUUACAGUUGAGGACCCAGUCACUGUAGAAUAUAUAACUCGCUUCAUAGCAACCUUAAAGCAGAAAUAUACUCAAAGCAAUGGACGAAGACCUUUUGGUAUUUCUGCCUUAAUUGUAGGUUUUGACAAUGAUGGUAUCCCAAGAUUAUAUCAGACUGAUCCCUCUGGUACUUAUCAUGCUUGGAAGGCAAAUGCAAUAGGUCGAAGUGCUAAAACUGUCCGAGAAUUUCUAGAAAAGAAUUACACAGAAGAUGCUAUAGCAAACGACAGUGAAGCUAUCAAAUUAGCAAUAAGAGCUUUGCUGGAAGUUGUCCAAUCUGGUGGAAAAAACAUUGAACUUGCUAUAAUAGGAAGAAAGCAACCUUUGAAGAUGUUUAGUGCCAAAGAAAUUGAAUUACAAGUAAAUGAAACAGGAAAGAAAAAGGAAGAAGCAAAGAAGAAAAAAUCAAAGAAGACUGCCUAAUUCUUAGGAUAAACCCUGGGAGCUUUUAAUAUUUUGUUG